GAUAAAAACAAAAAGGUCAAAGUCAUCGACUUUGGGCUUAGCACCGAAACACAACCUGGACAAAUGCUAAACCAGCACUGCGGUGCGUAUUCUUUUGGUUUCCCGGAACGCUUCCUUGGACUUCUGUAUGACGGGAUGAAGAAUGAUAUGUGGACAAUAGGAGAGGUCUUGUAUUAUAUGGUAGUGGGAAAGCUCCCAUUUGAUUCUGUGAUCAUCCAAGAAUUACAAAAACAAGUUGUUACAGGGGUGUAUCCUGCCCCCUGUGGGGUUUCAGAAGAACUGGAGAACCUCCUUAGUCAAUUACUAACAGUAAAUCCAAUGUAUAGACCAACAGCCAGCGAGGUGAUGAAACACGCCUGGUUCAAAGAACAUGGGAAGGGGUUCACAGUUCGUUGUGAAGAACUGCUUCCCCUCAGGCCAGACCCUGAAAUUUUGGGUGCGAUGAAAUGCAUGGGAUUUCAAGCCUCUGUAAUAAAAUACUCCCUAAUAAAAAGAAAAUAUAAUGAGGAAAUGGCAACUUAUUGCUUCCUACAACAGCAGGCUCUCCCAGGGUAUGGCUGCACAGCCCAGGCACAGCAUGUGCGUCCCAUUGCAGCCCCAUUUCCUAGCCUUGAUACUGCUGCUGCUUUUAGAUUACAAAGAAAGAGGAGUGGAAGCCUGCCAGUCCUUGACACCUUGCAGGUGUCAUUCUCCCAAGGUCACGUAUCUCAUUAUGGCCAGAAGGUUCAUCCAAAAGGAGGAAGAAGGUCCACUGUGGCUGGUCGUCUCAGGCCACUACCGAUGACACCUACACAGGACCACUAUCACAAAUGUGCCAUGAGUGUCCCAUACAUUCAAACAACAAGCAUCUUCAGUGAGAAGAGUAGCAACAAGGAAAUAAAAGAAGAUAAUCUACUCUCCCACAGAGCCCCAUUAGAGGAUAAGCCCAUCUCCAGCAGGGUCCGGCACAGAGGUUUUAAGGGGUGGACCAGGAAUAUAGCAAAUGCCCUGAUAAAGCUUUGUUGCUGCUUGCCAAGGAGAAAGAAACCUCGCCUGGGGCAGAACAGAAUCUCCCCCCAGAAAUGAGCCACAGGGAGAGUCCAGAUAACAAGCAGCAGGCACAGCCCAGUGCCAUCUUGAAAUUCUGUCAUGUCCUGAGUAUAAACAGGAGGUGAUUUCAGACACAUGGCCAAGGAAAAGACACCAGCAGAAGCUACAGCACCAACAGGAGAAACAGCAAUAGCACCAGCAGCAUUAGCAGCAGAAGGAGGAGGAGGAGGAGAAAGAGGAGGAAGAGGAGGAUUCCCCAACACCAAUCUCCUCCCUCCUCUUGAUUUCUCCUCUUCCCAGCAGGGACCCAAUAUGAAUGAUGAGUUCCCCACUCUACAGAGUUGUCUUGUUGACCCAUCCCUUCAGAUGGACUCCAUCUCCCUCUUAGGCCAAUAGCUCCACAGGGUGAGAACUAGAGGGUCAUGGGAUCAUGGACUCUUCCAUGGGCUACUAAUCCAUAGAGAAACGGGCCUGUAAUACCAGACACUCAAGACACACAAUAGGUAGGGGGAUCAGAACUUCAAGGCUAGCCUGGUCUACAUCAUGAGUUUAAGAUCAGCUUGGACAACUUAGUGACACCCUUUUUCUAGAGGUGAGGAGGGCUAAGGCUACUAACUCAGUGGUAGAGUACUCGUGGGGAAACAGACUGCUGUCCAUUGAUACCUCUCCUUCCUUGCUCGGAAAUACACAAUGGUAUUAGAAGAGUCAAAGGUUCCUGGCCUAGCAUCCACUAUUCUAUUUGCUACAUCAUUAAGGGUGCAGUUUUUGGUAUUUUGGUCAGGGAUCAAAUCUAUGAAAUAAAACUUAAGCAAUACUCUCAUUGCUGUCAUAGUGGGAGGUGGAUGAUAAAUGCUUGCCCACCUGCAUCAGUACAAAGCUGGUUCCUUGGACUCCCUGCAAACACAUCACUGCUAACUGUGUGCCUUGUAUAGGCUUUUCCAGCACUGUCAUAGCUUGAAAACCUUCCCUGCUAUGGACCCUUGAGUGGGCAUCCUGCCUUUCUCAGUCUCAGAAUGGAGCAAAGAUCCCCUGCUCACCUCUAGGCUUACAGGUCAGGGACCUCUUCCAUCCCAUAGUGAACAAGACUGGCACAGCUGCACACACCUUGGAAAAAGAAUGUAUUGGCAACCCUUAACAAAAAAGAUGUUUCUUACUUUGGAUUAUGGCAUUCUAUAAAAUACGGGUAUUUCCUGGUAUAAUUACACAU
This is a messenger RNA of Rattus norvegicus (Norway rat), 2236 nucleotides long. NCBI's taxonomy places the organism in Eukaryota, Metazoa, Chordata, Mammalia, Rodentia, Muridae. The record is from RefSeq and is a predicted model, not a curated record.